AUGAAAGGUGGUUUAAAAAAAAACGGAAAUAUGGAAAAUUUUAGUAAUGCAGGUAGUAAUGACUUAUUAGAAAAGAUUUUGGAGUUAACUAAGAAUGGGUAUGAUUAUGAAGAGGUUGAUGGAGGGGUUGAGCUCCGAUUUUUCUAUUUGAAUGAUUUAGAUGGAGGCAUUACUUUAGAAAAAGGCAAUGCCUAUAUUAAUAACCUAUUUACAAAGUUCAUAGAGCUGGGAAUUUUUGAAUAUAAUUGGGAUACAGUUCCGUUUUCUCUUGAACUGGAUAAGGUUGAAGGUGUGGAUUGCGUGAAGUGUUGGUUAAAUUUGAGUACUUAUCAUCUGGAUGAAUGGUACACUAUAUAUCUUUGCUACAAGGUAACAGAGAAUAUAGAGAAUCUAGCAGUCCAAGCAGUAAACAGUGAUGGAGAUCCAAUUUUAAUAGACUUGGCAGACAUUUUACCAGUUUGGAUGAAACCAAAUAAUUCAGAAAAUCGGUGUUUUUUAGUAAAUGGGAAGGUUUAUCUAAUUCCACCAGAGUUAUUGGAUAACGAGAGAGAAAUUUUGUCUCUAAAAUCUGCUCUUGAUAUAAUAAAGUUUCGGGUUAGUCGUUGUUAUACUAAGGAAUCCUUUACAAACGUUUUCAUGGAAAAGUUUGAAUCCAUUUCAAAAAUUAAUCAACAGGAGAAAUCUCAUAAUUUCUAUGUAAUAUUGCCAAGAAGGAUAGCUGAGAUGGUUUUGGAGUUCCAUUACUUAUUGGUGAUCUCACUUAAGUAUCUUUUGUACAACAGAUGCGAGUCUUCAGAAGUGAGGGUUUUGGAGAAAAAACACAGUUCUGACAAAGGAUUGAACUUAUUUUUGCCAAAAGACCUAAUUAGAAUAAAGAUUUGUAUGACAAGAACUCAAUAUUCAAGAUUUAUCAACGAGGCUCUCUUUACGAUGCUUCCUUCAAAGUUUUCAAGGAAUAGCUGGAUAAACCAUCUCCCAGAAAAUCUUCAAAAUAAGAAAUUCCACUCAGAACUUUUACAUGGGUGUCUUUUGACAUAUGGUAUUUACUUGGCAUAUUUAAUAAAUCCAAGUAAUUCUUUGGGUUUAUUCAUCUGGAAAUUCACCAAUACAGACUAUUUCAAACUAAGGGAAAAAACUGAUUUUCAAACUAUAAUUAAAGAUUCUCUGGAGCUUAUGAAAGACCUCAAAUCUCAAAAUAAUGAUGAUUUUCGUACAUUAUGGAUACAUUUAACAGAUAAUUUAAAACAUUUAAAAACUGUUUUACCUUCUAAAGAUGGUGGAGAAGAUGGCCAGUGUGAUUCCACUUCUUGGAUGAACAAUGAAGAAUACUCCAAAAAGCUUAUUGAAGAUAUCCAAAAGAUUUACUCAGAAAACUCCCAAUCUUUUCAAAAAAGAAAUAUCAAUUUCACAGACAUUUUAGAAGAAAAUUCAUAUUUUGAUGGCAUCGAGUUAAAUUUUGAUGGCUCUCAUUCCACUCCAGAUUAUCACAAUGCAGAUUUCAGUGACCUAAGCCUAGAGAGCGACUUAAGUGAACAUGAUUUUGAAGAACUAGAUGAGAUCAUGAGAAAAAUGGAUGAUGAACUCAAAAGAACUCUCAAAACAUCUAUUCCUACUUUAAACGAUAACAAAGAAGCAAGGAGGUUCGCUGAAAACACAUAUUCUAAUGCUUUAAAACUAGAAGAAACAUUUGGCAUUGUUGGACCUGCGACUGUAUUCAACAAAAUACAAAAGUAA
Molecule: messenger RNA, 1734 nt
Organism: Cryptosporidium ubiquitum
Lineage: Eukaryota; Apicomplexa; Conoidasida; Eucoccidiorida; Cryptosporidiidae
Product: sgt-related protein
Exons: 1
Coding region: 1-1734 (577 amino acids)
Cellular component (GO): nucleus
Source: RefSeq, a predicted model, not a curated record